AUGGAGUUGACUGAAGUUAAGUAUAAUGUAUCUGUGUGUGUUUUGCAGUAUGCCUCACUCCAGUCCAGAUGCUGUGCCAUACACUGCAAUGCUUAUUAUUCCACUGUCUACAACCCCAAUGAAAAGACCUUUGAUAAGAUCCUAAUUGCCAACAGAGGAGAGAUUGCCUGUAGGGUGAUCAAGACAUGUCGCAAGAUGGGCAUCCAGACUGUAGCUGUUCACAGUGAUGUCGACUCCAGUGCUGUUCAUGUAAAGAUGGCUGACGAAGCAGUGUGUGUCGGCCCUGCCCCCACCAGUAAGAGCUACCUGAACAUGGAUGCCAUCAUGGAUGCCAUCAGAUCGACUGGAGCACAAGCUGUUCAUCCUGGCUAUGGGUUUCUCUCUGAAAACAAAGAGUUUGCAAAGCGACUGGCAGCAGAGGAUGUAGCAUUCAUUGGCCCAGACACCCAUGCUAUCCAGGCUAUGGGGGAUAAAAUUGAGAGCAAGCUGAUCGCUAAGGCUGCCAAGGUCAACGUCAUCCCAGGAUUUGAUGGAGUCGUAAAGAAUGCUGAGGAUGCUGUGAAGAUCGCACAGGAAAUUGGCUACCCAGUGAUGAUCAAAGCAUCUGCAGGAGGAGGAGGGAAAGGGAUGAGGAUUGCUUGGAACGAUGAGGAGACGAGGGAAGGUUUCCGGUUCUCGUCUCAGGAGGCAGCAUCCAGCUUUGGUGAUGACAGGCUGCUCAUUGAGAAGUUCAUAGACAACCCCAGGCACAUAGAGAUCCAGGUGCUUGCUGAUAAACAUGGUAAUGCUCUGUGGCUGAAUGAGAGGGAGUGCUCCAUCCAGAGGAGGAACCAGAAGGUGGUGGAAGAAGCUCCCAGCACUUUCCUGGAUCCUGAGACACGGCGGGCAAUGGGUGAGCAGGCAGUGCAGCUGGCCAAGGCUGUGCAGUACUCCUCUGCCGGCACUGUGGAGUUCCUGGUGGAUUCGAAUAAGAACUUCUACUUUCUGGAAAUGAACACACGACUACAGGUGGAGCAUCCAAUUACAGAGUGCAUUACUGGCCUGGACUUGGUGGAGCAGAUGAUCAGGGUUGCCAAGGGUUACAAACUGCAGCACAAACAGAAAGAUAUCCCAAUAAACGGCUGGGCCAUUGAGAGUCGUGUCUACGCUGAGGAUCCUUACAGGUCUUUUGGUCUUCCCUCUAUUGGACGGCUGUCUGGAUACCAAGAGCCACUCAACCUCAGUAAUGUGCGUGUGGACAGCGGCAUUCAGGAGGGAAGUGACAUCAGCAUCUACUAUGAUCCCAUGAUCUCUAAGUUGGUUACCUAUGGAGCUACGCGAGCUGAAGCCCUUGCCAGAAUGGAGGAUGCGCUGGAUAACUAUGUUAUCAGAGGUGUGACGCACAACAUCCCCCUCCUGAGGGAAAUCAUCACCCACCCCCGCUUUAUCUCUGGUGAUAUCAGCACCAACUUCCUGCCGGAGGUUUAUCCCGAUGGCUUCAAGGGUCACCAGCUGAAUGUAGACACACGCAGGGAGCUGUUGGCCUCGGCAGCAGCGCUCUACAUCACUGCUCAACUCCGCUCACAGAAGGUCCUGGGUGACCUGAGGGUGUCAUCUUCUCCCGUGAAAUGUAGCACCUGGGAGCUGCAUGUGGAGCUAGAGGACGGAAGCCAUUCUGUGGAGGUUACCAAAUCAGGAAAUGUUUAUACUGUGGAGGUAGAUGGAGGAAAGGUGGAAGUCAGUGGACAGUGGAACCUGGCUUCUGCACUGCUACCACUCACCAUCAACGGCACAGACAGGAUGCUACAGUGUCUGUCCAGAGAUGCUUCAGGAAGGAUUAUCUUGCAGUUCAUGGGCACAUCGUUUAAGGUUCGCGUUCUGUCAAAGUUAGCUGCAGAGUUCAACUCCUACAUGCCAGAAAAAGUAUCAGAAGACACCAGCAGCAUCCUGCGCUCACCAAUGCCAGGCACAGUGGUGGCUGUGUCCGUCAAGCCUGGAGAUACGGUUGCGGAGGGUCAGGAGAUCUGUGUGAUUGAAGCCAUGAAGAUGCAGAACAGUUUGACUGCUGUCAAGCAGGCAAAGGUUAAGAGUGUCCACUGUAAGCCCGGAGAGACGGUGGGAGAGGGAGACCUGCUGGUAGAGCUUGAAUAAAACACAACCUUUGAUGUGUGACAUCAGCACUUGGAUGAGCCCUGCACAGAGGAGGACCUGCACUGGCAAACAGACUGGACAAUAACUGAUGAUUCAUUUAUUUGCCAGUGGUCAGUCUCCCAGAGUGGCCCCUCCCACCCAGCAGAGUUUAGUUUCCCCGAUGGUGACUCUCAGCUGUGCUGUGAGCUCAGCAGUGUUACAGUGUCCUCUCCACAUGUCACACUCAUCCACGUUGCUUGUUUAGAUGCAGCUGACUUGAAAAAAACACUUGUAAAUCUUUCCGUUCUGCUCCUGUUUUGUGUGUUUUCUAGAUCUGAUCGUUAGUUUUUGUUAAAGGCUCAGUUCACCCACAUUACAGAAAAUAAUUUUACCACAGUACUGUCUUACCUUGCAGAAGGCUUUGGUUUUAGGUGCUGAGGUCUUGAGAUAUUUGCAUAGGAAAUGUCUGCUGCCAGUCCUGUACACUUGACAUGGACCUUUAGUUUAAAAGCUGCUGAUGAGUUUUUCAAAUGUAAUUAUGUAAAAUUCCAUUUAUCCUUAUUGUAUUGGAGUGGAGGCAGAAAUCUCAGAUACAGGUGUCUUAAAAAAACCAAAACAGCAUAGCUCGAUAGCACUCAAGGUAAGUAGGAAAAGUUUUGUGAUUUGGUUGAACUGACAUUUUGAGCUGACACUCUACAUACAACCAAUAAAGUGCUCCUUCUUUUCCACGUACAAUAACUCUGAACUGCUGUCUGGCUACAUCAGAAACAACAGAUAAAACCAGAGAAGGUAACUUCUGGAGAAAAUGCUGUGCGGCUACUUCCCCAAGAGGAGAGUGGGUGGCACCUUCUGACACUUUUUAGUUCUACUAUGGUGGCGGCAUCACCCGCCCCACUCCAAGGAAAAUAUUACAGAAGGAAAGGUCAUGAUGCCAGUGGCAGAGUUUGAAUUUUGCAUUGGAACCAGAGUUUGAUGCCACUUCUAUUGGAGUAAAUGGGGCAGUAAAACACACUAUAACCAGUCAUAUCUUUAUUGUUUCAACUUUCCAUGAAAAUCCCUUCACCAUAUUACAAAACCAGUCCAUUCUCAUUUCAAAGUUGUCAAAUACCGCAGCUUUGUCAGUGAUUUUGGCAUCAGACACCUGAUGCCAAAAGUGGCUUUGCCUGGCAGUAUGAUACGCUGUCUGAAUGUCAUUGACCAUGCGUACGGCCCCAGUGGCCAUUCUCUACCAUCUAGCACAGAGUGCCACUCUACCAAGAGUGCCUCCAUGUGAUAGGUGACCCUUAAAGGGGUGCCCUGCGAGGACAUGUGUGGCCUUGUGGGCGUCACCGAUCACAUUUUCCAGAUAAUAGUUAAUGUUGCCACCCUUUAUCAAUUGGGUGAGGUUCUUCUGCUUCAUCUUCAUAGUUACUCUGUCGGCCAUGUAUGAAAUAGCACAAAAGUUACAGAUGUAACUACGGUUCUUUGGAUCUUGGAUGAUCCUGAAAAACAUUCUGUAGAAAUGAUCUUGUGGAUGACAUAAAUUAUAACCUAACCAGGGUCAUCCAAGGUCACAGGUGUCUUUGUUGAUAUAAAUACUGAGACUGAAGAUAUUGAGUGUUAAGUACUGCCUCUGGAAGUCAUUCAGGAUUCAUAGAACUCUUACAUCCAUAACUUUCUAUUCAUAAAUGACUCUCUCCCAAAAAUAUUUGUCAAUGCACACAAAAAUACUUAUUGUUGUAUACAUGUAAGAAAAAAUACACCAAUAUAAUAAUAAAUGUAAUAAUAAACCCACCA
This is a messenger RNA of Epinephelus lanceolatus (giant grouper), 3885 nucleotides long. Lineage: Eukaryota; Metazoa; Chordata; Actinopteri; Perciformes; Serranidae. The record is from RefSeq and is a predicted model, not a curated record.